AGGGCUGAUAAUCUGGCGGACCUUAUAUGUCAAUUGCUUUACAUUAUGUUUGACAAGUACGACGAGUUUAUGCAAGCUAUGCUGGGCCCACGGUUUGUGGACAAGUUGGUGGAGCAAUUGGAGUGUCACGCGCCCUAUCCUGAGUGGAAGGCUCCGUUGUUGCGAGUGGUGGUGAAUCUGUUGGCUAAGUGUGAGGAUAUUGUGGAAGGCGGUUGGAGUACGCGUGUUGCGUCGGUAGUGACUUUGACUCCGGUGAUUGCCCCGGCUGAUCCGGAGUUUGAGACGACUGAAGAGAACCUUGCGCUACCGGUUCAGGAGGUGCGUAAAGUGACGGAUAAUAGUUCCAACAUCACUGCAGCGGUCAGUCGUGGUACUCAAGAUGCCUGCUGGGCCUUUGUUAAGAGGCUAUGUAACCGACCUCUCAUGACCCACAUGCUAAACACUCUCAAUGAUAAAAGUACCAAGACCAAAGACAUGAUGAAUGAUCUUAACAAAAAAAAACCACGAGUCGGCAAAGAAAUCAUCGCAUACUCUAGAGUACUUGUACAUCUGGCUAAAAUCAACUCCCCACACACCAGAAACGUCAUAUACAAAUUCAUUCCCUCCUGUGUCCGACUACUCUUCAACUUCAAAUGGUGUACUAUUCUUCACAAUACCAUUCACUCUUUUUUAUCCACGAUUGUCGAGUCUCCUACAGAGGAAGCCAUCCGGAUGCUAUUAUUCGAUACGGAAUUUAUUCCGAAAACGGUCAAAGUCGCGCGGCAUUGCUGUAAAGUUCGAAGCGAAACUAACCCUCAAUCACGACGACAACGACAAGCUAAACACCCUUGUGGUAAUACUUGGCAUAUAAUGAGGUUAGCGGAGGAUUUAAUAGCACUAGCCUCCAACGACUCUUGGAUCAAUGAAAAAUUACAAUCAACAAAGCACUGGGAUAAGGUUGCGAGGCAUGUCGAUUACAUCCAGACCAUCAGAAAUCAAGAUCUUGGAGGGCCAUUGCCUAAUGCUCUUACCGAUUUCGGAUUGCAUAUCGCAUCCGGAAACGUCAGAGUGGACAUGAGCGCGUGGGAUCGCGCUCUUUUUGGUCCGUACGACCCCGAGGAUAUUGAUGGACCUAAUAUUGGCGCUCUGCUUCCCAAGGAAGGGGACUUAGCGUUCGCAAAGACCCCGUUCGGGACAAACGUGAACCUGGCGAAGGCCUUGCAUGUUAUGUCGGGUAGAUACAAUGAGCCGGAUGUCGUCUAUCUACUAAACAUGGAGGAGAAUGGGUUCAAGGAAGAAGAAAACUUUGCGUUGAUGAACGGAGGUGUAGAGAAAUGCAAACUUAUUGCUAGCAGAAGCUUGGUACCAUUACCUCCAACUUCUGGAGGUCCUGGAAUAACGACUCCACCGCCGGCGACGACGCGAGCAGCUACUUCUACGACGACGACCCCCAAACCGGCGGAGGCGGUAGCUGGUGGGGUGGUUCGUGAGAUUCCGCGUUUGAGAGAUUCUGCGCUGGAUGAAGUAAGAUCUCCUCCCCUUAGAGUGUUGCAGGCUGAGGAACCGGCUUCGACCGAGGAGGAAGGCACCGCAGGGACAACGGGCGAAGACGAAGAUGACAGCGACUUCUUGGGUGGCACGGUCGACAUAAUGUUCGUGGCGGCGGAUUUGAAUAAGUUAGAAGACGCGGACUUCGGAGAUAAGCCAGCGGAGUAUCACCCAAGUGGCGAGCACUCCUUUGCGAUGAGGGGACGUUUGGCGGUGGGCUGUGAGUGUUCGCAUACGCACAUGGAAGAUACGUGGUUGGGGUUGGACCCGUACAAGUUUUCGAUUCGUCAAGUGCACGUGAAGUGUCCAGACCGCGUGAGUUAUAAGUCAAGCGAAGGCAGGGCGGAGCAGGCUACCACUGAAAUAGCAGAAUAA
This is a messenger RNA of Gregarina niphandrodes, 1902 nucleotides long. RefSeq lists its product as hypothetical. NCBI's taxonomy places the organism in Eukaryota, Apicomplexa, Conoidasida, Eugregarinorida, Gregarinidae. The annotation marks the transcript as partial. The record is from RefSeq and is a predicted model, not a curated record. Gene Ontology annotation, molecular function: protein phosphatase regulator activity; protein phosphatase binding. The transcript has 6 exons.